Molecule: messenger RNA, 1948 nt
Organism: Cucurbita moschata (crookneck pumpkin)
Lineage: Eukaryota; Viridiplantae; Streptophyta; Magnoliopsida; Cucurbitales; Cucurbitaceae
Product: beta-galactosidase 15-like
Exons: 9
Coding region: 85-1761 (558 amino acids)
Biological process (GO): carbohydrate metabolic process
Cellular component (GO): vacuole; cell wall
Molecular function (GO): beta-galactosidase activity
Source: RefSeq, a predicted model, not a curated record
CUGUUUUAUUCCCUCCUGUUUACUAUAAAUACAUCCAUACAACAAUUCAUUUCUCAUAACCAUUUCAGAUAGCAAUUUCAAAAUAUGGAUAGUUCAUCAGCUUUCUUCUGCUUCGUUCUUGUCUUGAAUGUCGUUCUUUUCACCUCUGCCAUUCAAGUCUCCCACACGAACAGAGCCAUCACCAUUGAUGGCCAACCCAGGAUCUUACUCUCUGGUUCUAUCCACUACCCACGAAGCACUCCUCAGAUGUGGCCUGAUUUGAUCAGAAAAUCAAAGGAAGGUGGAUUGAACGCCAUUGAAACUUAUGUUUUCUGGAAUGCCCAUGAGCCGAUUCGUCGUCAAUAUGAUUUCAGUGCCAAUCGUGAUCUCAUAAGGUUCCUUAAAACCAUUCAAGAUCAAGGCCUUUACGCUGUUCUUCGCAUUGGCCCAUAUGUCUGCGCCGAGUGGAAUUAUGGAGGUUUUCCGGUUUGGCUCCACAACCUUCCUGGAAUUGAACUCAGAACGUUAAAUUCCGUAUUCAUGAAUGAGAUGCAAAACUUCACGACGUUGAUUGUGGACAUGGUGAAGAAGGAGAAUCUUUUCGCCUCACAAGGUGGUCCAGUGAUUCUAGCUCAGAUUGAAAAUGAAUACGGUAACGUAAUGACCCCUUACGGCGAAGCCGGAAAAGCUUAUGUGAACUGGUGUGCAUCCAUGGCGGACUCGUUGAAAGUUGGAGUUCCAUGGAUCAUGUGUCAACAAGCCGACGCACCCGAGCCAAUGAUCAACACCUGCAAUGGCUGGUACUGCGAUCAGUUCACUCCCAACAAUCCGAACAGCCCCAAAAUGUGGACUGAAAAUUGGACUGGUUGGUUCAAGAGCUGGGGCGGAAAAGACCCACAUAGAACCUCCGAAGAUUUGGCCUUCUCCGUCGCUAGAUUCUACCAACUCGGCGGCACUUUCCAAAACUACUACAUGUACCACGGCGGAACGAACUUCGACCGGAUGGCCGGCGGUCCGUACAUCACCACCUCUUACGAUUACGAUGCACCGUUGGAUGAGUAUGGUAAUCUGAAUCAACCCAAAUACGGCCAUUUGAAGCAGCUUCACGAUGCUUUGAUGUCCAUUGAGAAGCCGCUGGUUUCCGGCGACGUGAACACCACCGAUUUGGGCAACUCUGUUUCUAUCACCAAAUACACUACAAAAGAAGGGUCGGCUUGUUUCUUCAGCAACGCGAAUGUAACAACCGACGCGACGGUCAGCUACAACGGAAAAGACUUUAAAGUUCCGGCGUGGUCCGUCAGCAUUCUUCCCGACUGUCAAACAGAGGUUUACAACACAGCAAAAGUGAACACACAAACAUCCGUGAUGGUGAAGAAGGAAAACAAGGCGGAGGAGGAACCGGCGGCGUUGCAAUGGGUGUGGCGGCCAGAGAAUCUCGACGCCACCGCGAGAUUAGGCAAAGGACAAGUAAGUGCUAAUAUGCUUCUUGAUCAGAAAGCUGCCGCUAACGACGCCAGUGAUUAUCUCUGGUACAUGACAAGCGUUCACUUGAAGAAAGCCGAUCGGAUUUGGAGCAACGACAUGACUCUGCGAAUCAACGGCAGCGGCCAUGUCCUCCACGCCUUCGUCAACGGUGAACAUAUCGGUUCCCAAUGGGCUUCAUAUGGAAUUUUCACUUACUUUAUGGAGAGACAAGUGAAAUUAAAGCCAGGAAAGAACAUAAUCUCUCUUCUCAGCGCCACCGUCGGCUACCAGGUUCGUAACUCCGACCUCUGUUUCUGAUUUUUCUCAUCAACAAAUCUCACAUAUUUUGCUCUGUUUUUCAGAACUACGGGCCCUUCUUCGACAUGAUUCAAUCAGGAAUCCCCGGCCCAGUUGAAUUAAUCGGCCGCAACGGCGAUGAAACACUCAUAAAAGACCUCUCAUCUCACAAAUGGUCAUACGAAAUCGGAUUGCACGGCUUCGAAAA